CCCCAGCCGAGACUCCCUUCUCGGGGCACAGUCCCCGUUAAUUCCGAGCAGGCUGGGGCUCGCCGGGAUUUACUGGCAUUGCCCGCCCUGGGAACGCGCAUGCGGCCUCUACCGGUUGGGAAACCGGGCCCUGGUUACAAAACGCUGCAGAUUCCGGAAUUUCUGUAUCAGGGAGCAGUAUUGGGGCAGGGGAUGGAUGGCUUGCCUUUAGCUUGUGUUUGGGGUGCCUUUGGGAGAGGCCGAAGCCUUUCAAGUCAGCAGUUGGUGCCAGCCCGGACUCACAGGGGGCUGCUGUGGCUCCGACUAUAAACAGUACGUGUUUGGCGGCUGGGCCUGGGCCUGGUGGUGUAUCUCCGACACAAAGAGGAUUUCCCUAGAGAUUAUGACGUUGCAGCCCCGCUGCGAGGACGUAGAGACCGCCGAGGGGGUAGCUUUAACUGUGACGGGUGUCGCCCAGCAGUGGACCUCGAGGAACAGAACCAGUGCUGGAGGCUCCUGCCUCACUAACCCUCCCUGGAAUUCUUUUCAGGUGAAGAUCAUGACGGAGAAGGAGCUCUUGGCCGUGGCCUGCGAGCAGUUCCUGGGCAAGAACGUGCAGGACAUCAAGAACGUCGUCCUGCAGACGCUGGAGGGGCACCUGCGCUCCAUCCUCGGAACCCUGACCGUGGAGCAGAUCUACCAGGACCGAGACCAGUUUGCCAAGCUGGUGCGGGAGGUGGCGGCCCCCGACGUGGGCCGUAUGGGCAUUGAGAUCCUCAGCUUCACCAUCAAGGACGUCUACGACAAAGUGGACUAUCUGAGCUCCCUGGGAAAGACACAGACUGCCGUCGUGCAGAGAGACGCCGACAUCGGCGUGGCGGAGGCUGAGCGGGACGCGGGCAUCCGGGAAGCAGAGUGCAAGAAGGAGAUGCUAGACGUGAAGUUCAUGGCAGACACCAAGAUUGCCAACUCCAAGCGUGCCUUCGAACUGCAGAAGUCCGCCUUCAGUGAGGAGGUCAACAUCAAGACGGCCGAGGCCCAGCUGGCAUAUGAACUGCAAGGGGCGCGCGAGCAGCAGAAGAUCCGGCAGGAGGAAAUCGAGAUCGAGGUGGUGCAGCGCAAGAAGCAGAUCGCGGUGGAGGCGCAGGAGAUCCUGCGCACCGACAAGGAGCUCAUCGCCACCGUGCGCCGCCCGGCUGAGGCCGAGGCCCACCGCAUCCAACAGAUCGCUGAGGGCGAGAAGGUGAAGCAGGUCCUGUUGGCUCAGGCAGAGGCUGAGAAGAUCCGCAAAAUCGGGGAGGCAGACGCGGCUGUCAUUGAGGCAAUGGGCAAGGCGGAGGCGGAGCGAAUGAAGCUCAAGGCCGAGGCCUACCAGAAGUACGGGGAUGCUGCCAAGAUGGCCUUGGUACUGGAGACCCUGCCUCAGAUUGCCGCCAAAAUCGCCUCCCCACUGACCAAAGUUGAUGAGAUUGUGGUCCUCAGUGGAGACAACAGCAAGGUCACCUCAGAAGUGACCCGGCUGCUGGCCGAACUGCCCGCCUCUGUGCACGCCCUCACAGGAGUGGACCUCUCAAAGAUACCCCUGGUCAAGAAAGCCACCGGUGUGCAGAUGUGAGACCCAGCAGGCCCUUGCCUGGCGGCAACUGCCCGCCCCUCCCUCCAGCACCUGGUUUAAUUGACACCACAGGGACAAUAGGAACGUACUGACUCUGGUGCCUUAUUUUGUAGGAACCAGAAGUGCUGCGUGUUCAGGCCAUCUCUGUCUGUUUCCUCUUCCUGCCCCCAGCCCCAGAUUACUCAACAUUCACUGCCACACUCACCCACGUGCCCCUGUGUUUCUCUUCUUCUGUCUGUCUUUUUCUCUCCUCCUCCCUUCCCUCCUGCCCCCCUCCACACAUCAUUUAAGCUGAAGAUGUUUCUCAUAGUCAUCGUCUGCUCGGGGUGGGGGGCGGGGGGCUGCUGCUCCUCGGAAUCCUGGUGCCUUGAACUUCCGCCCUGUGAUCCUGACCACAGCUCAGCAUGGGUGCAGGGAUUCUGGGUAGGACGGCCACUCUCCUUGUUCCUGGCCUGGCCUUCCCAACUCAAAGCCCUGCUCCUAGGGAAGCCCAGGCCUCACCCCCUGUCCCUUUAGGCCUUCCAGGCGCAGGACCCUUGGCCUUUCAUUUGUCCUUCCCCCAGCCCCAGGCCCGAUCUCAUAGCCCAUCACUGGGGCCAGAGGCCAGGCCUGCCUCUAGCAGCUCCCUGGGUUUACUGUUGCCUUAGGAAGCCCCUGCUUGUGCUCAGGGAAGCCUCCUUCACGGGCACGUCCCUGCUAGGUGGGAAGAGGUUUAUUCCCAAUCUCGGCUGAGCCUUUCUGAGAUGAGGAUCUAGACCAGUGGGUCAGGAAAGUAAGUGGCCCCGCUUCUGGGCCUCUGGUUAGGACUGCAUUGCCCUGGGGCCCAGGCCCAUCCAGCGGGCAAGCUUGUGUGCUGCAGGCUGACCCAGCCCCAUAGCCCCUGGGCAGUCUUUCUUUCCAACCAAGCAGUCAGCUUGAGCAAUGGGGAAGCUGCCAGUCCCCUGUCUCCUUGCUCCAGUGGAGAGAGAAGAGCCCAGGGCCCUGGAAUCCCUGCAGGGGUGUUGUCAGUGUCCUCCGGUCCUCGGCCUGUGUAGCCCUUCCUGCAUGUGGAUGCUGCAUGUCUGCUCUGGGGCUUGGAUACUGCACUGCCCCACUGCCUGUCUCUUCUGGUAUAAUAAAGAUCUCUUAGGCCCA
Messenger RNA from Echinops telfairi (small Madagascar hedgehog), 2728 nucleotides. RefSeq names its product flotillin 2 (gene FLOT2). The record is from RefSeq and is a predicted model, not a curated record. The coding region runs from base 383 to 1594 and encodes 403 amino acids. The transcript has 12 exons. Lineage: Eukaryota; Metazoa; Chordata; Mammalia; Afrosoricida; Tenrecidae. Gene Ontology annotation, biological process: protein localization to plasma membrane; regulation of myoblast differentiation. Gene Ontology annotation, cellular component: plasma membrane.